AUGGAUAAGAUAGUUCCACAGACCAGUGAGAUUUUUGAUGAUUUUACAAUCAUUGACGAACCGUUUGUCAUACGAGACAACCACCCAAUUUUAGCUCAUAUACUGCUUCCCAGGGAUUCGUCGUCGAAACCACACCCGGUCAUUAUAAAUUGGCAUGGCGGAUACUUGGUAGCAGGACACGGCCUGUUCCCCCUCUUUUUCCCGCCGCUACUGCUUCAACUUGCCAAGAAACAUUCAGCCAUCAUCGUCUCUCCGGACCAUACUUUGCUACCCCACAAAGACGGCCUUGCCGUGAUCCAGGAAGACGCAGAAUCUUUUCAUGUUUGGCUGCACUCGUGGUUCCCAAAGGUGCUGGCUCAAAGGACUUCACACUGCGAAGUUGAUUUGACGCGGACUUUGCUGCAUGGAAGCUCCUCGGGCGCUUACGUCGCCAUGUCCUCUGCUCUGGCGCACCCCGACUCCUACCGAUCUCUCAGUCUCAUGUAUCCCAUGAUCGAUUUUGACACUGAAUGGUGGCGUCGAGGCAGCCGCGCUGCCGGGGCGCCAAAUCCAGGCUGUUUGCCCGAUGCCGCGUUCCCCGCUGAUGACGGCGCCGUGAGGGCCGAGCUCGAGAGGUUUCUGGAGGCCCCCAUCGUCACGAUGCCCAAAGCAGAGCGUGAUGGCUUUGGUGCAUGGGUUGCACGCGCCGGUUUGUUCCCGGAGCUGUUCAAUCCCGGCGGCAAGCUGGACGACCACCCAACCGUGUGGCUGAACCGCCGUGUGCAGCAAGGGGCCAAGCUUCCCGAGCGCAUCUGGGUGUUGCACGCCGACGCGGACACGGUAGUCCCCAUUGAGACCUCGCUUACCUUCCAAGAGACAAUGAAGGGGCAACAGCGGCCGGUGCGGUUGGAUAUCGUCGAGGGGCUAGACCAUUGCUGCGACAUGGCGAUCACGGAGGGUUGGAAGGGGUCGCAGGAUCCUGUGAUACUAGAAGCUGCCGACUGGCUAGUUGAGAAGUGGCUGGAGUAG
Metarhizium album ARSEF 1941 is the source of this 1008-nucleotide messenger RNA. RefSeq lists its product as uncharacterized. The coding region runs from base 1 to 1008 and encodes 335 amino acids. Lineage: Eukaryota; Fungi; Ascomycota; Sordariomycetes; Hypocreales; Clavicipitaceae. The transcript is spliced from 2 exons. The record is from RefSeq and is a predicted model, not a curated record.